AAGAAUUGUUACUGCGCAUGUGUCCCGCGGUGGCUGCUGGGAAGCGCUGAGAACCGGAAGUAAACAUUGACGUAUUGGCUCUGUUUCAGUCCGGUGGUUUGGGGGUCCGCUGCGACAGGACUUGAGGAGGCCAGAUAACAAUGGCGGCUGCAGCUGUGGACACAGUUAAUGCCGCCCCCGUGGCAGGGUCCAAAGAAAUGAGUUUGGAGGAACCAAAGAAGAUGACCAGAGAGGACUGGAGAAAGAAGAAGGAGCUAGAAGAACAGCGAAAACUGGGUAAUGCUCCUGCAGAAGUUGAUGAAGAAGGAAAAGACAUCAACCCUCAUAUUCCUCAGUAUAUUUCUUCAGUGCCAUGGUAUAUUGAUCCAUCAAAAAGACCUACUUUAAAGCACCAGAGACCACAACCAGAAAAACAGAAGCAGUUCAGCUCAUCUGUUGAAUGGUAUAAGAGGGGUGUAAAAGAGAAUUCCAUAACUACUAAGUAUCGCGAAGGAGCGUGUGAAAAUUGUGGGGCCAUGACACACAAAAAGAAAGACUGCUUUGAGAGACCCAGGCGAGUUGGAGCAAAAUUUACAGGAACUAACAUAGCUCCAGACGAACAUGUCCAGCCUCAGCUGAUGUUUGACUAUGAUGGGAAGAGGGAUCGGUGGAAUGGCUACAAUCCAGAAGAACACAUGAAAAUUGUAGAAGAAUAUGCCAAAGUUGAUCUGGCAAAACGAACACUGAAAGCCCAGAAACUCCAAGAAGAAUUAGCCUCAGGAAAGUUAGUGGAACAGGCUAAUUCUCCAAAACACCAGUGGGGAGAAGAGGAACCAAAUUCUCAAAUGGAAAAAGAUCAUAAUAGUGAGGAUGAGGAUGAAGAUAAAUAUGCAGAUGAUAUUGACAUGCCUGGACAGAACUUUGACUCUAAGAGACGGAUUACUGUUCGGAAUCUCAGGAUUCGAGAAGAUAUUGCAAAAUAUUUGCGGAAUUUAGAUCCAAAUUCUGCUUACUAUGAUCCCAAAACUAGAGCAAUGAGAGAAAAUCCCUAUGCCAAUGCAGGAAAGAAUCCAGAUGAAGUGAGCUAUGCAGGAGACAACUUUGUUAGAUACACAGGUGAUACCAUUUCAAUGGCUCAGACACAGCUGUUUGCAUGGGAAGCCUAUGACAAGGGAUCUGAAGUGCAUCUGCAGGCUGAUCCCACCAAACUAGAGCUCUUGUAUAAGUCCUUCAAGGUCAAAAAAGAAGACUUCAAAGAACAGCAGAAAGAAAGCAUCCUGGAAAAGUAUGGCGGCCAAGAACAUUUGGAUGCCCCUCCAGCUGAAUUGCUUUUAGCUCAGACAGAAGACUAUGUGGAGUACUCACGCCAUGGGACGGUCAUUAAAGGGCAGGAGCGGGCUGUCGCCUGCUCCAAAUACGAGGAGGAUGUGAAGAUCCACAAUCACACGCAUAUCUGGGGAUCUUACUGGAAAGAAGGCCGAUGGGGAUACAAAUGCUGUCACUCUUUUGUCAAGUAUUCCUAUUGCACUGGAGAAGCUGGGAAGGAGAUUGUUAAUUCAGAGGAAUGUAUUGUAAAUGAUAUAACUGGAGAAGAAUCCGUGAAAAAACCUCAAACCCUCAUGGAGAUACAUCAGGAAAAACUAAAAGAGGAUAAAAAGAAGAAAAAGAAGAAGAAGAAGAAGCAUCGAAAGAGCAGCUCAGAUAGUGAUGAUGAAGAAAAGAAACAUGAAAAACUGAAAAAGGCACUGAAUGCAGAGGAGGCCCGCCUUCUUCAUGUCAAGGAGCUCAUGCAGGUUGAUGAGAGGAAACGGCCUUACAAUAUCCUGUAUGAAACUCGGGAACCCACCGAGGAGGAAAUGGAGGCCUAUAGAAUGAAGCGUCAGAGGCCGGAUGACCCCAUGGCCUCUUUCCUUGGACAGUAGUUACUAGUUGCAGAUGGUCAUUCAUGAUAAACACAGCUGAAGAUAUAUUUUUUUCAGCUUCUUGCCAGUGAUUGUAGAUGGACAAGUCAAGUGUCUGCUGAUCUUACUGCCUGACUUUAAUAAAGCCUCCAGAAGUCUAAUAGUAAAUUCAUUCCUUUCCAUGCUGAAGGAAUAGAAGAAAAACGAGGAGGAGGUACAUUAAGAGCAGAUUAAGAUUUUUAUUUCCAAUUUUAUAUUAGUGAAAUGGAAAGAGGCCCUGGCUGGCUUGCUCAGUAUAUUUAUAUCUUUUUGUCUCUGUGCCCACCCCCCCACCCCCAUCUUCCACUCAAUAGUUAAGUCUUAAAUUUUAUUUUUAACGGUAGAUUAAUUUUUCUUAAAACUAGGGCUUCAUUUUUUUUUAAAUUGCUAGUAACUAUAAUUAUUUUAUAGUCAUUUGUUUUUUGCUUUCUAAUGUUUUCCUGGUUUGCAAUUUAAAAAAAUUCUAUCUGAAAGGAAAUUUAUAGAGCAUGUGAAUAACUUUAUCCACUUUGGUGGUAAUUCUGUUUUUCACUCAUUUAUAAAAUUUUGAUUUUUAAAAUGCUUUUUAAUGUCUUACACCCAGAACUAAACGUGUUAGCCUUUGAAUGGAAAAAUAGCUGUUUUGUCAUUCUUGAGUCAGAGUUGACCAAUCAGUGUUAGGUCUCUUACCAUUCUAUAUAAUAAAAGCAUAAUAUGCAAAUCUACCGAAUGGUGGAAUGAGCGGUCGCUAUGAUGCGCACUGACCUGCACUCAACACAGGAGCUGCCCCCUGGUGGUCAAUGCACUCCCACGAGGGAGUGCUGCUCAGCCAGAAGCUGGGUUCACGGCUGGAAGUGCAGAGGUGGUGGCGAGGGCCUUUCCCACCUCCGCUGCCCGCAGGCGGUAAGGAGUGAGGGGUCCUGGACUGCGAGAGCCCCGGACUGCGAGAGGGAUGUCUGACUGCCAGCUUAGGCCCAAUCAGGUGGACAUCCCCUGAGGUGUCCCAGACUGCAAGAUGGCGCAGGCGGGGCUAGGGAUACCCCUCCCUCCCCCCAGUGCACAAAUCUCAUGCACUGGGCCUCUAGUUUUGGAUAUAAACGUUUAGACACAGAAAUCCUUUCCUUUAUCCUAGAGGAUAUUCUUCGUGAUACUAUAUUUUGUUUUAAUUGUGAUUGCUUUUAUGUAACAAUCAUGAAUACUAAAUUUGAUUUUAAAAGCGUAUAGAAUUUCCUUGUACCUAAUCUUUGUAGCCAGCAGGUGUCACUGUAAAAUUUGCAAAAGCAAAACCUAAAGUUAACGGUUUCUUCAAAGAAUUAUAAGGACAGCUUGUAGGGCUACUCGCAACUGCAAAUGCCAUGAUCCUCAAGCCUCUUUUUAGAACAUUGUGAAAAUACAAGGAGAACAGGGUCUGUGAAAAAAAAAAAAACUAGUUAAAACCUUUGACAUGAGAAUAUUGACUUUUAACACCUCGUUGGAUUUUCUGAGCUACCAAAAUCCACUAGGAUACUGCAUUAAGUUAGCAUCUUAGAAAUAAUUCUGGUGGGAGAGUAACUGAAUUGUCAAGUACUAUGGAUAUCUGCAUGGUAUCUAGAUUCAGGCUGGCAUAAAAUUAAAACAGCAAUGCAAAUAGAUCUAAUUCUUGCCCACUUUAAGAAUGUCAAAAGUUCAUUUUUUCAUAUUCCUACUUUAAUGUAGGAUAGUUCAGCAUAAAUCUGAGAUUGGUGUUUAUUUUUUAUCUUAUUUACCUUCUGUUAAUAAAGAUUUAUAAUUGAGAAUACUUAA
Molecule: messenger RNA, 3680 nt
Organism: Myotis daubentonii (Daubenton's bat)
Lineage: Eukaryota; Metazoa; Chordata; Mammalia; Chiroptera; Vespertilionidae
Gene: SLU7
Product: spliceosome associated SLU7
Biological process (GO): mRNA splicing, via spliceosome
Cellular component (GO): spliceosomal complex
Molecular function (GO): pre-mRNA 3'-splice site binding
Source: RefSeq, a predicted model, not a curated record